This is a messenger RNA of Trichomonas vaginalis G3, 1602 nucleotides long. RefSeq names its product regulation of ARF protein signal transduction. The record is from RefSeq and is a predicted model, not a curated record. Gene Ontology annotation, molecular function: guanyl-nucleotide exchange factor activity. Lineage: Eukaryota; Parabasalia; Trichomonadida; Trichomonadidae. Gene Ontology annotation, biological process: regulation of ARF protein signal transduction. The transcript has a single exon. Bases 1 to 1602 code for a protein of 533 amino acids.
AUGCAGAAGAAUCCUGAUCUGAACUUCUUCCAAGAGAUGGAUGCAGAGGACCAGCUUUCUGAUGCUAUCUACCAAUUUAAUAAAAACCCAAAGAAAGGAAUUGUUGAUUUAUGCAGGUAUUAUCAUAUCGAAAAUACUCCACAGUUAGUUGGGCAUCUUCUCUUUGGCAGUGACAACCUCUCUGCAAUCAAAGUCGGAGAAUACCUUACCGCAUCUGGAAAUGAAAAAGCUCUUGACGCAUAUUUUGAUCAUUUCGACCUUGGCUGCAAUGUUGUUACAGCUCUACGUCGUUCGUUUUGCGAGCAAUUUCAUGUACCACCUGAUUCGGAAAAGAUUGACGCUGCAAUUCAAGCAUGCUCAAGAAUUUACUUCAAACAAAACCCUCAUAAAUUUCAAAAUGUUGAAGAAGUUUACUCGGUGAUGUACUCUGUAAUCCUCCUUAACAGUGAUAUUAAUAAUCCUAAGAACCCACGGCCAAUGACAACAAGCCAAUUUAUCUCAAACAUUAGAACUAUCAUUAAACCUGAACAAUUAUCAGAUACUCAGCUAAAAGCACUUUACAAUGACGUUAAGUCAAAUCCCCUUACGUUUUCCUCGGAAGCUUCUGGUAAUUUUCUUGAAUUAUCUGCACCAACUUUCAAAGGAAACCUUAGAAAGAAAACAGACAACUGGAAAAGCUUUUGGACUGAGCAUUUCUUCGUGUUAGCGAACUCCUGUUUGUAUUAUUUCCAAAGUGAUCUUCCUAUCUACAAAGAUCAUCCACUUGGAUGCAUACAGAUUUUCGGUCUUACAGUUUGCAAAGGUCCCUUCCCGAGGACAAUCAUAUUAGAGUCAAAUUCAGGCAUCAGAUUCAAUAAAUUUAAAAAGCACGGGCCUGUACAAAUUUUAGGUGUUAAAAAGCUUUUCCUUGAAGCACCUAGUGACAGAAUGUUCCAGAGAUGGCUCUAUCGCCUUCAAACUUCUGCAAAUGGAGAACAACCAACGAAUCCACCACAUAAAACAGAUGUUCCCUCGGAUGUUUUCGAAGGAAUCGAAAAUGCCAGACAAUUUGCAAAGCUUUCUUCAACAGGAGCCAUUAAUCAGAUUGCUUCAGAAUUAUCUUCAACAGAUGACACUAAAGUCAAUCCGCCAGUACAAGCUCCAUCAAAUAACGUCAGAAUUACAUCAUUUGGAGCACAACCACGCGAAGAUGCGCCAACAAAUCGCAGAAAACGUGCUGCUACCCUUAUGGAGAAGACUACAAUCGAAACAGAAGAAAUGAUGAACAUUUCAAACCUUCCUAAGCCUUCAGAGAUUGAAAAUGUCAUUGAUCCUGACGAUGAUUUUUCUUAUAUAAAACAUGACACUUUUCGUCGUAAAUCUCACAAUCUUGAUUUCAUUACAAAACAGCUCAAGGCACAGAAUUUGGAGCGCCUUCAAAAGAGGAUGGAGAAGAGAGCUAAAGAGCUUGAAGAAUACGAAGAAACACUGAGAAUGUGGCAAAGAAAGAGAAAAGAACUGAAAUUAAAGAUGCAGAAUAUGACUCCUGAAGAAAGAGCUCAAUAUAUAGCUGAAAGGGAUGCUAGAAGGCAAGUCAAGAUACAAUCACUCAUUCAAAAUUAA